Danio rerio (zebrafish) is the source of this 3078-nucleotide messenger RNA. The record is from RefSeq and is a predicted model, not a curated record. NCBI's taxonomy places the organism in Eukaryota, Metazoa, Chordata, Actinopteri, Cypriniformes, Danionidae.
AGUGUGGGCGUGGCUAGCCGCUGAGCGUGUUCCGUGUGGAAAGUUCGCCGGUCCGGGUGCAAAGUUUCAGCCGUCUGCAGACGAGCGGCAGAAUACGGGCUGUAUAACCGGACCGAACCCGCUCCUCGGCGCUCAUUACACGCGGAUAAGCGCAGCGCUUACAGCCUGUCCAUCGGGGAACGAGCUCAGUGAUGGGAUAUUAACCCGAAGGGGGUCGCUUCGAUUUAAAGCUUUGUUUCUGUCUGUGCUCCGCCCGCGGUGUGAUCAUGGCCUGCGCGCCGAACCGGGUUCGCCUGCUCUGCAUGCUGUCGCUCACCUUCGGCUUCUUCAUCGUGGAGGUAGUGGUCAGCCGGAUCACCUCCUCUCUGGCGAUGCUCUCGGACUCAUUCCACAUGCUGUCGGACGUGAUCGCGCUGGUCGUGGCUCUGGUCGCGGUGCGCUUUGCCGAGCAGACCCAGUCCACCAACAAGAACACCUUCGGCUGGAUCCGGGCCGAGGUGAUGGGCGCGCUGGUCAACGCCGUGUUCCUGACCGCGCUCUGCUUCACCAUCAUUCUCGAGGCCAUCGAACGCUUCACUGAGCCGCACGAGAUCGAGCAGCCCUGGGUUGUGAUCGGGGUGGGGGCUCUGGGGUUGCUGGUCAACCUGCUCGGGCUCUGCCUCUUUCACGGGCACGCCGGCGGCGGGGGACACGGGCAUUCGCACGGCGGACACGGACACAGCCACGGCGGAGCCAAAAAACACAAGAACGGGAAGGUCCGCCGGAGCGAGACGCUGGAGGACAGUCGAUCCGCCGGAGAGGAAACCAACAACCUGGUCGCGAAUCACAACAGCCCGAAUGGCGUUAAUGCGGAGCGGAAGGCUGCCGGUAAAUGGGAUAUGUGUCACAGUGACAGCCUGGAUCUGCAGAUUAAUGGCAGUGCUCCAUAUGACGAGCUGGAGAACGGACACGAUGCUGCCUCCCAGCUCAACAUGCGGGGUGUUUUCCUGCAUGUCCUGGGUGAUGCCCUCGGCUCUGUUAUCGUGGUGAUCAACGCCAUCAUUUUUGUGUUCGUGUGGAAGCCCUGUGAACCUGGCACCAUCUGCGAGAACCCUUGUUCGGGUCAACAUUGCGCAGACCAUGCACUUAACAUCAGCAGUCCAUUAACUAACGGCACUUUGAUCAAAGCAGGACCGUGCUGGGUGCUUUAUCUGGACCCCACACUCUGCAUCAUCAUGGUCUGCAUCCUUCUCUACACCACCUACCCCCUGCUAAAGGAGUCCGCUCUUAUCCUGCUCCAAACCGUACCCAAGCAAAUCGACAUGCACCAGCUGAACGCUCGCCUGCGGGAUCUGGAGGGCGUUCUGGCCGUGCACGAGCUGCACAUCUGGCAGCUGGCGGGCAGUCGCAUUAUCGCAACAGCGCACAUUAAAUGCCACGACCCCACAUCCUACAUGGAUGUAGCCAAGCGCAUCAAGGACUUUUUCCAUGAUGAGGGCAUCCACGCGACAACUAUUCAACCGGAAUUCGUAACGGUGAAUUCAGAGUCCCGCGCUUCGCUCUGUGAGCUCUCCUGCCGAACGCAGUGUGCACCAAAGCUCUGUUGUGGGGCUGUUGAUACCGCAAAACCUCUUGAAGGUUCUUUAGAGUCAAAGAAGUCAUGCGAAUCCAAAACCCCAACAUUACCUAGCGCUUCUGUGACGUCUCUGGAAAUCAUCAGCGAGUCCGUGGAGGACACGAGCCGACCAGAAUCUGUCGUGAUCAUCACUAGGGAGGUGGAGUCAUCGCUGUGAGUGAUCUCUGUAUUGGUGAUCUAGUGUAUUGGAUCAGCUGACUGAUUUCUAACGUGCUGUGAGAAGAACUGAGCCCAAACACAUUCACACACACCACACAGCCGUGUAUCUCAGACAUCACACCAACUUUCCGACAAUAUAAAGAGCCUGCUCUGCAUGUGUGUUUACCACGUCGUCUGAUUGGUGUGUCCGUGCCAAAGCUUCUCUUCAUACAGGACGUCAACACUCAUGGAUGUAAUGCAAUUUUAACGUUCGGCUGCUGGACCAAGUAAAAACGUCGGGACCAUUUGUAUUUCUACCCAUCACUUGCCCGUUUUCUUCUUCACACCUUACAUAUUUAGCUUUUCAAUUUUUGUGAGAGAUGUAAUAAUUUAUGUAUUUAAGUUAUUGGUAAUUAUUAUUUUGUUUCCUAAAGAGCUUUUUGUAAUAUUUAGAUUUGGUUAUAUAUAUAUCUAUAUAUAUAUUUGGAGAGGUAAAAGAAAUGAUUUGCUUCUUUCGAAACAAAUGAUCUAUGCUUUAGAGUAUUUUUAAAUCUGAUGUUUUUUUUUUAAAGAUCGCUGUGUAAUCGUUUAAAGACACAUCAGAAGAUGCGUCGACAGUAUUUCACCAAGCCUAUAAUUGAAACUGCUGUAUUAUAGCACUGAAUAUGUUCAGUGUAGGAACUAGACAACCUUCUCUUAUUGGUUUUGAUACAAGCUGAUGCCUUCUUUGUUCUGUCGUUCUGUCAAUCAAAACAAGAGGUUUAAAUGCUGUAAAAUAAACUGUGGAACUGGCUGAUGUUUAGUCCGUGCUGACGUAAACCUGAAGGGACCUUCAUAUAUUUGUGGAAAACGCUCAUUUGGCAACUGUGUGUGUGACCAAAUAUAAUUGUGGUUAUAAGGAAAUCUUUGAGAAAACCAAGCAACAUUUGUAAACCAAAAGAAAAGGGAGUUGUGUUCUGGACUAUGCAGGGAGUAGGCACGUGGGUUUGGCUUUGAACACAUCAUUUGAGGUGUUGCGAAAUCCUCUCCGUGGCCUAUAUUGGGGAAAGAAACAGAAUAUAAACUCUUCAGAACACUAUUUAUUUCUUCAAGUAUUUAGCAUUUGGUGAAAUUAUGCAAUUUAUUAAAAACACAAAUGUAUAGCCUUUAUAACUAGUCAACUUUAUUAGAAAUCUGUAGAGGAACGAGUUCACUUUAUAAACGUGCAGAUGACGUGUUUGUAUCACUGAGGAUUUUAAAAGUACCCUGCCAGCUGAAAUGUUUUUUGAUAUGUUAUUGUCAAACGUGUCAUUGUGAAUUAAACAUGCUUGUUUGGUACUGUUCAA